Molecule: messenger RNA, 1808 nt
Organism: Cajanus cajan (pigeon pea)
Lineage: Eukaryota; Viridiplantae; Streptophyta; Magnoliopsida; Fabales; Fabaceae
Biological process (GO): transmembrane transport
Cellular component (GO): membrane
Molecular function (GO): transmembrane transporter activity
Source: RefSeq, a predicted model, not a curated record
GAAUUAAUUACGUUGAAGGCAAAGGGUGUGCGUUGCCCCCAUCGUGGUAUUCAUGUGACUAUGUGAGCAUGGGUCCCUGUGACCUGUGAGUAAUUGGUUGAACGUUGAAGAAUGAAAAUGAAGAUGAAAGCGGAGACAGUGACGUUAGUGCUGGUGAAUCUGGCGAGUAUUAUGCAGAGAGCGGAUGAGUCGUUGCUGCCAGGAGUGUAUAAAGAGGUUGGCGCUGCUCUCAACGCUGACCCCACUGCGUUGGGUUCGUUGACUCUCGUCCGAUCACUUGUUCAGUCUUUGUGUUACCCUCUCGCCGCUUACCUCGCCACGCGUCACAAUCGUGCACAUGUCAUAGCUCUCGGUGCUUUUCUUUGGGCUGCUGCUACAUUCCUCGUUGCCAUCUCCUCCACCUUCUUCCAGGUAGCAAUUUCAAGAGGUUUAAAUGGGAUAGGACUCGCCAUUGUUAUUCCAGCAAUUCAGUCCCUGGUUGCUGACUCAACUGUUGAUAACAACCGUGGUGUGGCUUUUGGUUGGCUGCAACUAACAGGAAACCUUGGAAGCAUCGUCGGUGGUCUCUUCUCUGUACUUAUAGCCUCAACCUCGGUUGCAGGUAUACCUGGUUGGAGAAUAGCUUUCCAUCUUGUUGCAUUGAUCAGUGUUAUAGUGGGUCUAUUGGUACGCCUCUUCGCUAAUGAUCCACACUAUUCAAAGAAACCAACAUCUCAAGCUCCAAACAAGUCCUUUUAUUCUGAAAUGAAAGAAUUACUGAAAGAAGCAAAGUCAGUUAUUGGAAUCCCAACGUUUCAGAUAAUUGUGGCUCAGGGAGUGUUUGGAUCAUUCCCCUGGUCAGGCUUGUCAUUUGCCACGCUUUGGUUGGAACUAAUAGGCUUCUCCCACGUCACAACAGCAACUCUUUGGACCCUAUUUAUAGUUGCUGCUUCAUUUGGGUCUCUUUUUGGAGGGUGGAUGGGAGAUUUUUUAUCACAAAGGUUACCCAACUCUGGGAGAAUAAUAUUGUCACAAAUUAGCGCUGGUUCAGCUAUUCCUUUAGCAGCAAUUUUGCUGUUGGGGUUGCCUGAUGAUUCAUCCACUGCCUUCGUGCAUGGUCUUGUUUUAGUCAUUAUGGGAUUCACCACAGCUUGGAAUGCUCCAGCAACUAACAAUCCAAUAUUUGCAGAAAUAGUCCCGGAGAAGUCCCGAACAGCAAUAUAUGCUUUGGAUUGUUCUUUUGAGUCUAUCUUGGCAUCCUUUGCUCCACCUAUUGUUGGAGUUUUGGCUCAGCGUGUUUAUGGUUAUAGACCGAUCCCAAGUGGAUCCUCAGAUUCCGUGGAAAUUGAAACAGAUAGGGAAAAUGCUGCAUCACUUGCCAAGGCACUUUAUACUGCAAUUAUAAUACCGAUGACAAUAUGUGUCUCCGUGUAUUCAUUGCUUUACUGCACAUACCCAAGGGACAGGGAACGAGCUAGAAUGGUUGCAUUAGUGGAAGAUGGCACAAAAGAAGAACAUUGCGAAAUUCACGUUUUGGAAUCAAAUGUGCUGAAUGGUAAGGAAAGUAGCACGUUUGACAUUGAAUAUCCAAGGGAAGAGAGUGUCGACGUGGAUGAUGAUGAUAAGAAAGUUUUGUUGCCCCAAUAGUUCACUUUUGUAAGGAAAUGGUGGUUCAUUUGAUCAAAUGUUACAAUUUUUUUUUUUUGACAGUUGUUAUAAUGUUUAUUGUUAGAUAGCUUUUUUGUUCCAACAUAAUUAAACAAACAAGGGGGAAGUUUGUGUUGAUAUCAUGCUCACUACUUAUCAAUUUUUGACAAAUGGAUCAUAUU